Molecule: messenger RNA, 1938 nt
Organism: Selaginella moellendorffii
Lineage: Eukaryota; Viridiplantae; Streptophyta; Lycopodiopsida; Selaginellales; Selaginellaceae
Exons: 2
Coding region: 36-1481 (481 amino acids)
Molecular function (GO): protein binding
Source: RefSeq, a predicted model, not a curated record
GGCCGAGGAGCGCCUUGGAUGAUCUUCCCGACGAGAUGCAGCACAGCGAGCUGCUCUUCUUGGUGGAGCAGAUGAGGAUCACCAAGAGGCGCAACAAUCUGUGCUCCAUGGACGAUCUUCCCGACGACGUUCUCAUCCGGAUCCUAUCCCUGCUCGUCUCCUCGCGCCAAUUGUAUCGCUGUAGCCUGGUGAGCAAGAGGUGGGCGCGUCUGGCAAGGCUAGUCACGCACUUCAGGUUGGAAUCGUAUGAGCAACAGGGUCUCCUUUCCUGGUUUGGCAGCAGCAGCAGCAGCAAUCUCCGCUCCCUGUCUUUGACAGGUUCCUCAAAACAGCUAUGCUCUUGUCUUGACUGGCUACCGGUGAUUGGAAAAACCCUCCACUCCCUUACCAUCAGCGUCAGUGUGGAUGGUUUCUGGUCCAGCAUUCUCGCCUGCCAGCAGCUACGGUGCCUCCAUAUCAACGAUGGUGUCGAGCUUGGUGGCCCUCUCACGACGACGGCAGCGCCUCCAAUCCUUCCCAAUCUCGUCUACUGCUUCAUACGCACACGCUUGGACGUGGCCACGACGAAGCAGCUCCUCGAGUUGUGCCCCUCGCUCGUCUACUUCCGGCUGACCCAGCUGCUUGUGGAGUCGGCCGGGACGCAUUUGCUCAAGAGUCACAGCCUCGACUCCCUGGUGAUUCGCGCCCACAGGGUCCCCGGCAGGAGCGUUACCAACUUUUCUCUCGCGCUCGACAUGCCCAAGCUCCGGUGGAUGUCUGUCACCGUGGUACCGCGCGUGGAGCUCGCGCCGUCUACGUGCAACGUGGAAUGGGUGAAGCUGCAUGGGCAAGUGCGAAUCAUCCAGGGUUUGGUCAUGUCCAAGCUCAACAGGCUCACGCUCAGCAAUACCUUCCGAGGCAAUGCCCACGUCGAGCGAAUUCUCGAGCCGUUUGUUUGCAGGACGUCGAGCAUCAGUGGCAUCAAGCAGCUCGACCUGUUUAUGGAUUCGGCCGACUUCGAGCCCAGAUCCGUUAACCUCGCACAGCUCUUGGAGCCGUUCCAUGGCCUUGAGGCGCUUUACAUUGCUCGCCUCACCAUCAAGAGCUUGAGCCUUGCGGGGUGGAGCAGCAGGCACGCGCCACUGCGCGUGCACAUUGACACCUCCUACUCGAACAAGCGGGUGCCGUGCUGGGACAGUGACGAGAUCGAGUUUGUACAGGAGCUGGUGGUGAGCAGCAGCUGUGUGACGCAGCUCGAAGUAACAGGCAUUGUGUGCAUUGAGGAGCCGCCUGAAUUCCGGCCCCAGGUGCCUCCGGCGAUCGUGGAGCUGGGCACAGCGUUCCCCGGUCGUGUCAAGGUGCAUCCCAUCCGCUUUGGCAUGCCACCGCACUGCGGCGUUGUCUGGCGCUGCAUGAAGCCCAAGCUUGAUUCGGAGGCGCCCUACACUGCAAUCCACCACCGGUGCGCAGGUUUCGACGAGAACACGGAGUUGUGUGCGUGAACCAGUGCCUCCUGGUCAACGCCGGCGUUGGCAAUCUGCCACAUUGGGGAGUAGAGGUACUGGCAGCUACGCGCUCGGAGCAUCUACACGGUGAGCGGGAAGAAGCAGAAGGUGGCCAAGCUGCGAGGAGUGAAGGAGGAGAGAGCCCGGCUACAGUUCCAUCGAAAGUCUUUUGUGGGGAUGCGACGCAUCACAUCCACGCAGAGCUCCAGAUGAUCGAGAGCAAGCGUCGCCCGUCGCAUGUCUUUGGGCGACGCCACAGAGUUUGCGUCCAAGUGGCACAAGCUUGUUGGGAGGAGGAUGACAGAUCCGUGAAGGCUCAUAUCAAAGAUCUGUCUACGUCAAAGAACUUGAAGGUGGAGUUUUCUUAAGGGCCUUUUCUUUGAAAACGUAGCUUUGGAACGAGAAUCACGGGUUGUUCUGAGGAAUAAUAAUACAAUGAGUUGUCCAUGUCUUU